Orcinus orca (killer whale) is the source of this 3803-nucleotide messenger RNA. It is a transcript of the gene RGS20, whose product is annotated as regulator of G protein signaling 20. Lineage: Eukaryota; Metazoa; Chordata; Mammalia; Artiodactyla; Delphinidae. The transcript is spliced from 5 exons. The record is from RefSeq and is a predicted model, not a curated record. The coding region runs from base 2411 to 3133 and encodes 240 amino acids.
GGGAAGAAGAGCUCUGGAGGUGGAUGGAGGUGAGGGUUGGAAAACAGUGAACGCGCUUAGCACCACCGAGCCGUACACCUAAAAAUGGUUAAAGUGGUGUGUUUUCUGCCACGUGCAUUUACCACCAUAAAGAACACACUUCUCCUGAAUGCAUGUCCUAGACCGAACCCCCAGUACCGCUCCCUCCAGCAUCUGCUCACCCUCUGAUCCCUGCCCCUCACGUAGAAGACUCUAGCGUGUGGCCAUCAUUUCCUCUCCAGAGCCGUUCCUGUCAUCAUUCUAUUUCUUCAGCAACCUUGUCAAUGACCUGUGCUGUACUCUGGUCUCCCAGCGCCGUGAUUUCUCGACCCCAGAAGUCUACUGCCCUCCCCCACGUCAGCCCCCACCUCAGCCAUCCCUGGAGUCGGCGAUGACCGCCCGCACCUCCUGGGAAACCUCAUCCUCAGACCCCAUCCCCGCACCAUGACCGCACCGCCCUUCCUGCACACUCGCCCGCUCUCAUCCUUUCCUCCACAAGCUCCCUGGUCUCUGAGGCCUCCAGCCCAUUCCCCCCUCCAUGGCCCUCACCUUUGCUCACCUAUGCUCACCUGUCCUCACCUGUGCUCACCUGUCCAUACCUGUCCUCAGCAGCCUCCAUCCUUCCUCCUCCUCUGCACUUCCUGCGUGAUCCAGGGACAUGCCCAUCUCAUUUGUGGUUGCAGUUCCUUCUUAGAAGCCUCAAGCCCCACACGCCAUGUCACAGUCCUCUCCUCAGGUGCCCUCUCCUCAGAGACCCCCCACUCUUCAGAGACGCCCCGAGGCCCUGACUGUGACUGUCGUCCCCACGUCAUGCUCUAGGGUCUCAACCAUUUCCCAUCUUGGCAACACUUCUUGGACCCGGAGUUCUCCAACCUAUUUGUUUUCAUGGCUUGUGUCUGUUUCUCUCACUGGAACCCUCGGCAGAAACAGUAUAGUUCACCCCCGUGGUCAGCGCCUGCAGCGCUGAUGCAUACAGGGGGUGCUCAGUACACAUUUGUGAUCAGUUCAACAGGAGAACACUUUGAAAACAAACGCAAGUCGUGUCUUUACCCUCUUGACGCUAGGUUUAUAACUGGGUCGCUCUUUACCUGAACCUCCUGAGAAGCCAUCAAACAAAGACUUGGCGUAUUUUCAACAUUUGGGAAACCAUGAAACGGAGCAGCCAGGAAGGAUGUUUAGAAGGGAUCCCCUCCACCAUUUCUCCUGAUGUCUUGCUGACAGUAUCCCAGGAUGCUGGACAAUACUAAAGUCCUUUGCAAUAAGCCUGAUUGUGCCUAUUGGACACCAGAUUUAGGCAAAGAACUGUGUAGGAUUUCUGCAUCAAACAGACACCACCUCAGUCAUUAUUUUUCUUUGAAAGCUUCCUCCUCAUAAUGCUUUCCAGUUCUGUGACACAAGGGUCAAAAACACUGGGAAGACAAGGAAAACACCUUGCAGCGGAGGAAAAUCACGAAGGAACACCUGAAUAGGAGAGGGGGCAAGCAGGCAUCUGGAGUCCGUCGUGCACGCUUCGCGUGGGAGGGCUUCCCGGGCCCGUGUUCACCACCCUGUGGUCAUUGCGAGGCUCAUGCGGUCAGUGCCCUGGCCAGGGACAGGUAUCCCGGUGGUUAUAAAAGCGGGGUCCCCUCCCCUUCUUCCAUUACCCUGUCUCCUGCUAGACUUUCCCGAUUGUGUUUUUAGCUUUCUUUAAAAUGAUACCCUACAAAUAGAAAAGCGCACAUAUGGUUUGGUACAUUUUCACAAACCAAACACGCCUGUGUAACAAACGCCCUGUUCGCACUGUACGACAGCACGUUACCAGCUCCCCGAAUUCCCUCCUCAAGGCAAGCACUCUUCUGACUUCCCAAAAGCAGAGAACAGCUUUGCCAGGGUCUCUAUUCUCUGUAACUGUAUAGAGAGUAUACAGGUUAUCAUUUUAACCUUGGCUACAUCGGCACUCCAGCAAGCCACCUUCCACAACGGUUAGGUCCCUGAGCCAUAGCACACAAGAAACUGCAAGAAGCAAACCAUAUUCCCGACUGGCUUCUGCCUGUGAUGUUGGCAAGGUCUGUAACCCGAUGACCCAGGCUGACAACCUGGCCGUCUCCAUGCUUCAGAGCCCAAGCCAGAGCAGCAUCAGGCAGCCUGUCCCUCUGUCCCUCAGCCUUCCCUUCUCAGCUGUCCAAAAUGAAAAUGUAUUUCCCAAGCCAAAGCACAUUCAUCCAAAGGUCAACUUCCUCCCUAACAAGGCUCACCACCUACAAUGAUGCUUCAGAAGGCAGAGUAAAAAAGAAAAACCUCAGAGGGAGGAAGAACAUCCUUGCACAAUUUAACCCGUUUUCUAGUGACCUGGGGCAAGCAAAGAGGCAGAGUGAUUGAUACGGAGCCUUCCUUCCUAAUCCAAGGCCCCGCGAUGUGGACCCGGGCUGUGGCACGUGGAGAGAGAACAGGGGGCAACAAGAAGGACAUCCAGGAGCCGAUGGGAUCAGAACGCGUGGAGAUGCGAAAGCGGCAGGUGUGCGCCGCCCAGGGGCCCGCAGCCUCCGCCCCAGGCCCGCGCGGAGUGGGGAACCGGGGGCCCAACGCUUGCUGCUUCUGCUGGUGCUGCUGCUGUAGCUGCUCUUGUCUCACUGUUAGAAACCAAGAGGAACAGAGACUCAGGAGUGCUUCCUAUGAACUCAGAACAGAGGACCUUCCCAUCUGUGAAGAAAGCCCGGGUCCCAGCCUGGAGGAGGCCCGCGCCUGGGCCCAGUCCUUCGACAAACUCAUGCUCAUGCCUGCGGGAAGGAACGCGUUCCGGGAGUUUCUCCGAACGGAGUUCAGUGAGGAAAACAUGCUCUUCUGGAUGGCGUGUGAGGAACUGAAAAAAGAAGCUAAUAAAACCACGAUUGAAGAGAAAGCACGAAUAAUAUAUGAAGACUACGUUUCUAUUCUUUCUCCUAAAGAGGUCAGCCUGGACUCCCGCGUGAGGGAGACCAUCAACAGAAGCAUGGCCGAGCCGUCCCCUCACAUCUUCGAUGACGCCCAGCUGCAGAUCUACACCUUGAUGCACAGGGACUCGUACCCCCGGUUCAUGAACUCUGCUCUCUACAAAGACCUGCUUCGCUCCUUAUCUGAGAAAGCAGUGGAAGCCUAGGAUGUUCAAAAUAUUUAUUAUUAAUAAAACAAAGAACUCGUGGACUCCGUGUAGGACAGGGAAUUUAGAGGCAGUAGUGUCUUCUGCUGGGUCAUACUCGGGUUAUUUUAAUAACAGACUCUUCCUUCUGCAGAAGGCUGUAUAUUCAAGUAAAUUGCGGCCACCUUUUGUGAUACUUUUGGGAAAAAUGGGGUAUGGCUGUGUAGAAAGGUAGUAUAUUUACACUUACAAUGACAGUAGCACUUUCUCAGUGACAAAGGAUACACAAGAAGACACCACACUGCCUGCAGCGUGUACAUCCAUGGGAACAGGACCCAAAUUCCCAUUUUAUAAAGAUGUGACCGCUACCUGUAAAACUGGUAUUCUACUUUAUCUUAGGAUACAUGUAUGUAGAUGCGUAUUAUGUGCGUGUGUAUCUUACAUGGUUAAUGUAAAGCCCUGGGCUCUGAAGUGGAUCAGCCUCAAAUGUUUGAUAAGAGAAGUACUGCCUAGAAAAUGCUCUUGUUGAAAAGUUACCUUUAUUACCAGAAUCUGCCAACCUGAAGAAUGAAUUUUCAUGUAGGUGGUGUUCAUCACAAAGCGUUCAAAUAAGCAUAUCUCCAUUUUUACUAUUGAAAGAAAUAUGGGCAUUUUCACUCUAAAAAAAUAAAGCACAAGAGUUUUAUCUCAA